Molecule: messenger RNA, 321 nt
Organism: Anisakis simplex (herring worm)
Lineage: Eukaryota; Metazoa; Nematoda; Chromadorea; Rhabditida; Anisakidae
Source: the annotation of a GenBank genome assembly
AUACACAUCAAUAAGUCAAGUAAUCCUCAACAUGCAGUUAUUCGUGAUGUUGCUGACAUUCUAAUAUCGUAUGCAACAACACCGGGUUAUGUGUCGUGGCGUAACUCGAUGAAAGGCAGUUGGUUCAUACAGAGUAUUUGUGAAGUGUUCUCGAAGCGAGCCAAAGACACCGAUAUCUUAGCAAUGCUCACUAUGGUCAACAAAAGAGUCGCGGAAGCAUUCGAGAGUACGUCAGGGGCAUACAAGCAGAUACCUGAUCAUUCGUCGAGAUUGCGUCGGAAUUUCUAUUUCUUUCCUGGAAUCAAUCAAAAAACACAUUAA